AUGAAGAAGCAAAAAGAUGAAGAGGACGAAGAAGAAGAUGAAGAAAAAGAAAAAGAAAAAGAAGAGACGUGCUAUAAUAAGAAUUUAAAAAAUGAAUAUAAUAAAAUUAUAAAUAAAGAAGAAAAAUAUUUAAAUAAAUCUAGAAUAUCUAAUAUAUUAAAAUGUGUAAAUAGUUUUGAUAAAAACGUAUCAGUAUAUGAAUAUGAAAAUAUAUUAAAAAAAAUGUUAAUAAAAAAAAAAAAAAAUAUAAAUAUAAAAAUAAAUAAAAAUGAAAAGGAUCAAAAUGAUCAACAUGAUCAACAUGAUCAAAAUGAUCAACAUGAUCAAAAUGAUCAACAUGAUCAACAUAAUCAACAUGAUCAAAAUGAUCAAAAUAAUCAAAAUAAUCAAAAUAAUCAAAAGGAUUAUAUGUGCGAUGUUAACAAUAAUAUUAUAAUAAAUACAGAAAACACAAAUUAUAAGAAUGACAUUAAUAAUAUGCAAGAUUAUAUAAAUAACCACUGUCUUGAUUAUAAUUAUAGUAAUUAUAGGAAAGUUAAGAAUCUUAAUUUGUUGAUUAAAAAUGAAUGUACCAAGGGUUAUUCUAGUGAUAGUAAAAUAUAUUCACAAAAGAAAAAAAAAAUUAAAUAUUCCAGACAAAAGGAAAAAUAUAAAGAGCUUCCUAAAGUUAUAACACCUCUAAAAGGGAAGCACAUAAAUAAUAAAGUGCAUGAAGAAUAUUUAGAAGAUAUACCUUGUAAUAGAUUAUUUAAGGAUGUUAAUUAUGAAGAUGUAAGUAAUGUAGAUAAUAUGGAUAAUACCUUACAUAUUAAUAACAUAAAUAAUAUAAAUACAUCACAGGAUGGUAAUUAUUUAGCAAAAGAAUAUAUUACAAACACAUUUAAUGGUAAAUACAACACAGAUUAUAAUAAUAAAAAGAAAAGAAAAGAAAUGUAUAAAAUUUUAUAUAAACUAAAACAUAUUAAUGAAUUUAACAACUCUGAAUCAAAUCAACAUCUGGAUUCUAUGGAUGACCAAAGUAAAAAUGUUAGCCAAGGGGAAAAAAAGAAAAGGAAAAAAAAAAAAAAAAAGAAAAAAAAAAAAAAAAAAAAUCAAAGGGAAAAGAAAAAUCAAAAGGAAAAUGAAUAUUUAAAUAAAUAUAUAUUUAUGAAUGAAAAAAAAAAUAACAAUUUGAAUGAAAUACAUAAUAUGAACAUGAUAACAUCUUUUAAAGAAAACGGUAGCAUGAAAACAACAUAUAUGAAUGAUACUAUUAUAAUUAAUGAAAAAGAAAAAUAUAUGAAUUCUUUAUUACCUUCUCCAGAUUUUAUUAUAAUUAAUCAAGAUAAAAAUAAAAAAAAAAUUAUAAAUAAUAAUAUAUAUUUAAGUGAUAAUAAUAUACAAGAAAAAUUUUUAAACGACAAAUAUAUAAGUAAUAAUCAUCAUGACCUUUCACCUUUUGAACAAUUUAAUAAACAUAAUAAAUCUUUUCCUAGAAUUAAUGAGAACAAUAUUAAGAGUAAAUUUGAACAUAUGUUAUUAUGUAAUGAUAUAUCAUAUAUUAAGAAGAGUACAAAUAAUCAUAACAUAAAUAUUUACAAUAAUGAUAAUAAUUAUUUUGAGGAUGAUGUACAUAAGAAAAAAAUGGAUGAAUAUAUUAUUAACCGUAAUGUAAAGAACGAUAACAUUAUUAUAGAUACAAACAAUUUAAAGGAACAUACUAAUUUAUUAAAUCAUCAAAGUGAUUGUAUAAAUAUACAUAGUGAUAAUGUGGAUACAUUAUUAGGAGAUAUAAAAGAUGAAAGUGUAAAUAUAUCGUGUGAUGAACAUAUAGACAUUGGUAAUUUUUGUUAUUAUUCAAAGGAUAAUACGUUAGGCUCAAACGUUACAAGUAAAAAGAAUAAUAUGAAAAAUGUGGAUAAUAUGAAAAAUGUGGAUAAUAUAAAAAAUGUGGAUAAUAUAAAAAAUGUGGAUAAUAUAAAAAAUGUGGUUAAUAUAAAAAAUGUGGAUAAUAUAAAAAAUGUGGAUAAUAUAAAAAAUGUGGAUAAUAUAAAAAAUGUGGAUAAAAUGGAUAAUAUUAUUUUAUCGGAUAACAGUCAGAAGGGUAUGAGGGGACCCCAUCAAAAAGGGGACAGCACCAUGGUAACAUCCAAAAGUAUUAUUUCGAUUAAUGAUAAAAAUUAUAAAUCAUUAAAAAAUGAGCAAACUAAUAAAAAAAGUAUUAUACAUAAUAAUAAUAAUAAUUUAUAUGUAUGUAAGGUUGAGGAUAGUAAUAUAAAUCUUAUAAAUAUUAUUAAAGAUAAAAAGGAUAAUCAUGUAAAUAAUAUAAUAAAUAAGGAUAAUAUUUACAAAAAUGUUGAAAAAAAUGAUACAUUAAGUAGUUCCUUGUCUAAUACUAUCACCUACACAAAUAAUAUAUAUGAAAAAAAUAAUAAUAAUAAUAAAAAAAAAAAAAAAAAAAAAAAAAAAAAAAAAAAAAAAAAAAAAAAGCAAACAAAACAAGAGAUAUUAGAAAAUAAUAUAAAUAUAUAUCAUGAGGAAAAGAAAAAUAACGAUACAACAAAUAUUGAUGAAGAUAAUAAUGAUGAUAAUAAUAAUGAUGAUAAUAAUAAUGAUGAUGAUAAUAAUGAUGAUGAUGAUAAUAAUAAUGAUGAUGAUAAUAAUAAUGAUGAUGAUAAUAAUAAUGAUGAUGAUAAUAAUAAUAAUAAUGAUGAUAAUAAUAAUAAUAAUGAUGAUGAUAAUAAUAUCCAAAAUAACAAUACCUACAUUGUAGUUACACAAAAUGAUGAAGAAAGAAAGAAACAAAAUUAUUACCAAUUUAAUAUGUUGAAUAAUAUUUUUAAAAAUAAACUUUCUAUAAAUAAUUCGUUCUAUUGUCUAAACACAGAUUACAUAAAUAAUGAAAUCGAUUCUCAUCAAAAAAAAAAAAAAAAUAUAUCCAUGUAUAAUAACACGACUGACGGAUAUGCAGUCAAAAAAUAUGAGUCUUUAAGUGAAGAAAAUUAUAAGAUGGAAAAAAAAAAAAAUGUGUCCUAUAAAAAGUUAGAAAAAAUAAAACAUAAUAAUAAUGAGAAUGUAUAUAAUUAUUAUAAUAACAAAAUUGAAAGUAAGUAUACUCCUUAUUUUGAUGAUUAUACAUCAAAUUAUUGUUUAAAUAAGUAUAAUGCAUCUAAUAAUAUAGGAGAACAUAGAAUGGUAAAUAAAAUAAAUAGAUAUACACAUAAUGAUGAUAAUAUAUUACGAAGAAAUAAUUGUCAUUUUUAUGAAUUUGGUAAUAAUAUUGAUGAAUAUAGAAAUCAUAUUAUAAAAAAGAAAAUUAAUAAAAGAGAAGAAGGAAUACAUAAAAAUGAUAAUAAGGAAAUAUAUACAAAUAAUACUUACCAAGCAUUUCAUAAUAAUAAUAAUAAUAAUAAUUUUCAUUAUAGUUAUCAUAUAAAAUAUGAAUCUAAUAAGAAUAAAUUACCUUUUUAUCAUAUAAACAGAAAGAAACAUAACCAUGUAAAUACACAUAAUUAUAAUAAUGAUUAUAAUGAUAUAAAUAAUAAUGUUGAUAUGUAUAAUAAUAAUCCAUAUACUAUAAAAGAUUCGUCUAAUAAUUAUGAUGAACAGAAAAAAUUGUUUUUUUUUAAUUAUGUUAAUUAUAUGAAUACAUUAUAUUAUUGUAACCAUAAUGAUCAUAAUAAUAAAAAUUAUAAUUAUAAUAUUAAUAAUUAUAAAUAUAAUCUAAUUAAAGGAUAUUAUAAUAAUGUUAAGAGUAAUAUGUGCACAGGAUCAUUAAAUUCGUAUUUUCCAUAUGACAACCAUGCCUUUGUAAACCACUUUUCUCCAAACAACAAAAUAGAUGAUAUGAUAUAUGUAGAAACUAAAAGAAGUAUUAGUAGUAACGAAGAUGUCGUUAAUAAUAAAAAUUAUGAUCAUCUCAUACAUAAUACAAAUAAUAUAAAUAGUGUUAAUAAUAUAUAUUAUUUUGAUAAUUUUUAUCGUCAUAAUCGUUUUAAUUCUCUUAAUGAUUAUACAUUUCUAAGUUGUAAUAUUAAGAAAAAAAAAAAGGGUAAAGACUCAUCUAAUACAAACAAUUCCCACAUUUUUGUUACAAAUAAAGAUAUGAAACCUUAUAACAAAAAAAAUAUGAACUUUAUUUUAAGUAAUAUACAAGAUUUAGAUAAUAACCAAAAGUCAGCAUUAUAUAUGGAUAAAUAUAAAUAUUAUUCUACUUAUAUAAAAAAAAAAAAAAAAACCAAAGAUGACACAUUAACAUAUAAUAAUAAUAAUAAUAAUGAUAAUAUGGAUUAUUCUUAUAAUUUCAUGAUGAAUAAUUUUUAUGGCAAUAAUUUUUUUUUUUUUUACAACAAUGAUUAUUACGAAAAUAUGACGAAUGAUGAUAGUAGGUUUGUGAAAAAUGUGGGUGAUAAAAAUAGUAAGAAUGUGCUCAAAUGUGUGCAUCCAUAUAAUAUGAAUAAUAUGAAUAAUAUGAAUAAUAUGAAUAAUACAAAUAGUAUAUAUAAUAUAAAUAAUAAUAGUCGUUGUGGUAGUAAGAGUUUUCCUUAUAAGGAUACACAUGUUGAUAAUAAAAUGAACAUACCCCUUGAGACUUAUGAAAUAUCUUUAGAAAUAUUAGAAAAGAGUAAAAGAAAUAAAAAUUAUUUUGAAGAUCCGUUUAAAUAUUACACUGAUAUUCAUGUGAACGAUUACUCAUACGGAAUGAACAAUCCAUACAAAGCAAAAAAUAAUAAUAAUAAUAAUAAUAUUAAUAAUAUUAAUAAUAUUAAUAAUAAUAAUAUUAAUAAUAAUAAUAUUAAUAAUAAUAAUAGUCAUCAUCAUUAUAAUAAUAAUAAUAAUAAUAGUCAUCGCCUUUAUUAUUAUUAUAAUAAUAAUAAUUGUAGUAAUGAUAUUUCUUUGUAUAAUGAAAAGAAAUGUCCAGAGAAUCAACACAUUAUUAAAAGUUAUAAUUAUUAUAAUAAUAAUAUAUAUUAUGAUAAUGUUUACAAGAUCCCAUUAUAUAAUAGUUAUACAAAUAAUAUGAUAUACCCCUUUCCAUUUUUAAUAUCUCCACAUUAUGUUCAAGAUUUAAAUUAUUUAUAUCCUUUUAAUUAUCACAAUAAAUAUGCUGAGGAAAAUACAUUUAAUAAAGAAAAUACAACAAAUCAUGAGAAUAACAAACAAUUUAAUACGCACGUUAAUGAAAUGGACAAUAAAAAACGUUGUUAUAAUAAUAAUAAUAAUAAUAAUAAUAAUAAUUCGUAUUUAGAAUAUAGGAAAAUUAAAAACAAAAAAAAAAAAAAAAAAUUUAAAAAUUAUACUAUGGAGCCCCAGCAACGUACAUGUGUUUAUAAUGAAAAAAAUAUAAAUGUAAAUAUAAAUAAAAACAUUUUAUAUGAUAUUAUCCAUACAACAGAUAAAAGUAAAAUGUUAAAAAGUAACGUAAGUUGUGAUCAUAAUGUUGAUAAUAUACAAAAUAAUAAUUUGGAUUGUCAGGAAAAAAAAAACAAAGGUACUGUUGAUCAAUGUGAACAUUGUAUUGCUGAAGUUGUAACAUCUUCAUCUCUUAACAAAAUAAAUUUUAAGGAAUCAUUAAAAAAGCACAGUAAUAAUAAUAAUAAUAAUGAUGAUAAUGUUAAAAUAAAUAAAUGUGAUGAGAAAAAAAAAAAAACAAUAUUAACUUCAAAUGAAGAUAAUCAUAAGGAUAUAAACAAAUCAGUAUAUGUUAUACAAGAAUUAAGUUAUAACAAUAUUAUAUAUGAUAAUAAACAUAUAAAAGAAAAGCACGAAAAGAACCUUUUUAAUAUAGAAAAAAUAAAGAGAAAUCAAAGUGUUGAUAUAAGAUGUUUUAAAACCUGGUUGAAUAAUAUAAAUUAUAAUAAUAGUUUUAAUCAUAUAUUAUGUGAUAAAAAAAGAAAUAGAAGGAGUAUAUCCUUAAAUAUUCCAAAAAGAUCUAAUUUAUUCAAAUCAACAUUCAAUGUUAUUGAUGAUAAUAAAAUAUUAGAAAACAACAACAAUAAUAAUAAUAAUAAUAAGAAGAAGAACAACAAUAUUUAUAAUAUGUUUAAUAUGAAUUUUUAUGCACAAGCUAAUAAUAAGCAUGAUCACGUAAAUAAUAAUUAUAACAAGAAAGAUCUUUUUCUUUUAUUUUACAAGACAGAGAAGAAACUUAUCGAUUUAUUAAAGAUUGUUAAACCUACUAAAGAUAUUAAAUUGAUAAAGCAAAAUAUUUUUUGUUUAUUAUCCAAGUUGAUUAAACAUAUACUAAAUUCUGAAAUAAAUAUAUAUACUGUGGGUUCUACUGCAUAUGGUGUAGAUUCUAAAACGAGCGACUUGGAUAUUGUUAUACAAACAAAUUUAUACAACCCUAAAUAUAUUUUAUACAAUAUAUAUAAUUAUAUUAACAAAAUUAAAGAUACCGAUAAUAAGAAAACUCUUUUACAAGAUGGCUUGUUAACAAAAAUUAACCAUCAUGAGGAAAACGAUUUUUCUUUUUUUAAUAAUGUAGAAUUACAACUAGUAGAUUCUGCUAGGGUUCCUAUUUUAACAUUAAAAAAAAAUAAAAUAGUUUGUGAUGUUUCUGUUAAUACAAACAAUUCAUUGAAGCAUACAGAAUUCUUUUUAAAUGUUUUAACACGUUUUCCAAAUUUAAAAAAUGUAAUGCGCCUGUUGAAAUUUUUUCUAAAAGUCAGAACCCUACCAUCUAUGAAACAAGGAGGCUUACCAACCAUUUUUUGGAUGAUGUUAUGUGUUAAAUAUUGUAGGAUAUCUAGAGAAAGUUCUGAACAAAAUGAAAUAAUUACAGAUGAUUCUUGUGUAAAUAAAACGAUAAAUAAGGAUACAUUAAUAUUAAAUGAGAAUCAUAGAAAUAGAAAUGAUCAAGAUGUGCUUCCUAUAUCUAAAAAGGAUACUUUAAAAAGUAAAAGCAAUGAAACGUGUAAUUUCAGGAGACCUAUAAAUAUAAAUGAUAAAGCACAAGUUACACAAGAUUUAAAAAAAAAAAAUUAUAAUUGUAGAUUAAAUAAUUGUGACCUUGAGCAUAAUUAUCAAAAGGAUAAGUCCCAUAGCAAACCAACAAAUAUAGAAAAUGACAAAAUAAAUAAUUACCAUAAUGUUGAUAAGGAUGAACAUUUUAACUUUAAUCCUAUAUCUAAUAGAUUUCCUCUUGAUGAUAAACCUAUACAUGAUUCUAAUAAUUUAGAUAAGUAUAAUUAUCCUUAUGAGGAUAAGUCAUCCUUGAGUAUAUCACAUGUAUCCAAAAAUUGUGGUUCUUUUUUUGGAAAGGGAAAAAGGUAUUUUUCUAACCAAGCACAUAAUACUAAUAAUUCUGACAGCAAUAUAUUUAUUAAUGAAAAAAAAAAUAAAAUGAACAAAGAUAAUUAUACGAAUAAUACGUGCUCUAAGUAUUUUUUCAAACUGUCUUAUAAUUUUUUGAACUCAUCCUUUUUGAAAAACGAAAAUUAUGAAAUGAGUGAUAUGUGUAGUUGUAGUUCCUGUGAAAAUAAUCCUGCUGUAUAUAAUGAUGAUAUGGAUAAUAAUUUUUAUGAUGAUAAUAAUAAAUUUACCAGUUUGAAAAAAAAGAAAUUGGACUAUGAUGAAAAUAAUUUCAAUCAUGAUCACCAUAGCGAUAUUAAUAGUCAUGUAAGUUUUAAUAACAACCUUAUAAGCAACCCAUCGAUUUAUUUUUCGACAUGCUCGACUUAUUCUUCUAUAAAUCCGGAAAACGUAGAAAAGAGAUAUAUAAAAAAAAAAAACAUUUUAAAGGAUAUACAUAAAAACAGUGUAGUAGUAUCCAAAUAUAUGAGUCUUAUAAAUAAGAAAAAUAAAGAGAAGCCUAAUUUAAUAGGAAAAGAUGAAAAAAUAGAAAAUGACAACACGGAAAACAUUAAAGAUAAUGCAUAUAGCUCAUUUUUAAAUGAUGAUAAUAAAUAUGACAAUAAUAAUAAUAAUUAUAAUAAUAAUAACAAUUUUAAUAUUAAUACGAAUUAUUUAAUGAAUAUAUGUCCAUUGUUUUAUUCAUUUAUGAUAUUUUUUAACCAAUUAAAUUCUCGAAAGAAGCUAAUGAAAAUUAUAAAUAUUAUAAAUGAAGAAAAGUGUCUUGAUAAAGAUGAAAGCGAAAUAAAUAAGAAAAUCCUAUCAAGUAUUUGUCAUGGAGGUGUGUGGGAUGAAUUAGUAACCUUGUAUGAUCCUAUAUAUAGUUCUAAUUAUGAAUCUUUUAUUAAUAGAAAAAAAAAUGAUUAUAACAAAAUUUAUGAUAAAGUUAUCGAAAUGAAUAAAAAUGUUGAGGACAUGCAAUCCAAAGGAAACUAUACAACAACAACAAAAAAUAGUACAACUAAUUAUAAUAAUAUACAAAGGAAUGAUUUAAGUAAAAAAUUUGUAGAUACCACAACGGGAAAUACAUAUAGCGACAGAAUAACAGCACGAAGUUAUAUUCAUGAUAAUAAUGAUGAAAAUAAUAAUAUUUACAAUUAUAUGGAUGAAGUUGAUGAUAUGGAUGAUGUACAUAAUGUGGUUAAUUCCUGUGAUGUUCAUUUAAAUGACGUCAAUUAUUUUCAAAAGGACCGUGAGGAGAACAGUUCUUAUACCUAUAGAAGAAAUGAACAUAUGAGUAAUAAUAUAGAUACAAUAUGUCGAAGUAAAAACCUUUUAUUAAAUCAUAAGGGUACUAAUCAAGAUAACAAUAUUUUUGAAAGAAAUAAAGAGAAUAUGAGUAAUAGUAGUUCUAAUUAUAUGAAUGAAAAUAAUACAUUGUCUGAAAAAAACUUUUCUACACGUUCCAUAUUAAAAAGAAGAAAUAUGUAUCAUAAUAAAAAUGAUCAUUAUUGUUAUAGUACCUCUCAACAGAAUGAUGGCAACUAUUUAGAGAACAAUAAGAGCAAUAUGUUACAUAAUGAUGAUGAUAAUGAUGAUGAUAAGAAGGAUGAUAAGAAGGAUGAUAAUAAGGAUAAUAAUAAUAAUGAUGAUGAUAAUGUUGAUGUGUUUCAUUAUAUAAAUAAAAAUAAAAGUAAUAGUUUCAUUAGUAAUAAUUAUCCUUGUGAUAAUACAUACAAGCAAAAUAUAAACUUAAACAAGGAGAAUUGUAAGACUAGAAACAAUAUCAGCAUGCCUUUAAAUAUAAAUUAUGCAUAUGGAAUAUCAAAAGAUGAGAUGAUACAUUUUAAAAAUUAUCCUUAUAAAUAUAAUGAUAAAUAUGAUUAUGAUGAAGACAUAUUAUCUUUAAUGAAAAAUUUAAGAACAGAUGAUUAUACAAAUGAUGAUAUAAUAAAUAUAAAAAAAAAAAAAAAAAAAGGAUCCCUUAUAAAUGAUAAGAACAUAACAGAUAUAACGACAUAUACAAAUUCGUCCUCAUCACUAUAUAAUAAAAAUAAUAAGAAUAUGAAUGCUAAUAGUAAUAAUAAUUAUUAUACAAACACAAAAAAUAACUCUCAUUAUAAUUAUAAUUAUAAUCAAAAUUAUGAUGUUCCCAAAAAGACGUAUGACAACAUUUCAACCUCUUAUGAACCUAAUAAUUAUAUGAAAAAUAGUAGUAAUAAUAGUAGUCAUCAUCAUAGUGUUUAUGAAGGAAGGUACACGUUUAAUAAGUUAAAUAAAAUAAAUAAAAAUAUGUACAAUUCUUUUAUGCCGAACAAACAACAAUCAUAUUUUAACAAUAAUUAUAAUAAUAAUUAUAAUAAUAAUUAUAACAAUAAUUAUAAUAAUAAUUAUAAUAAUAAUUAUAAUUAUCAUGAUGAUAAUUCAAAAUUCGAUUCAGAAGAUUUAAUAUGGAAAUAUUAUAAUAAUCCAAGUAAUAACAGGAAUCAUAUUAAAAAUAUACACAACUUGGAAAAAAAAUAUGAACACAAUAUAAAUUUGGCUAGUAAAGUUAGUAGUGCAACAUGGUUAAUUUAUUUAUAUGAAUUAAAGAGAGCUAGCUUUUUUAUUAAUUACUAUUUUUAUCAUCUCCAUUUAUUUAUUUAUUUUAAAAAUUAUUUUUUAAACUAUCAAAAGAAUUACACAUUAUUCCAAAAUAAUAAAUGGAUUAUACUCAAAAGAAACUAUGAAACACAAAAGAAAAAAGAAAAAUAUUCAGAUAUAAUAAAUAUGAAAGAGUCAGAAAUAAAUGUGCACACAUCAUGUAUCUCAAAAAAAUUAAAUGAUAUAAAAGCGAAAAAUGUACUGAAUAAUAAUAAUGAUCAUAUGAAUAAAGAAGACAAACAAAGAAAUGGAAUCGAUCAAGAAAAUAAUAAUGAAAAAAAAAGUUAUAAAACUCAUUAUGAUAUAUUCAAGAGAGAUAUGCAUGAAAUCAUAAAAUGUACAGUUCAAAAUUUAAAUAACUGUAUAGACGCAUUGUUUGAAAGAACUAAGGGAGAUAUUUAUAGCUUACCAUUUAAAAUAGACAAAAAAAAUAAAAAUGAAAAUAAAAAUAAAAAAAUAAAUAAUAAUAAUAACAACAAUAAUAACAACAACAAUAAUAAUAAUAAUAAUAAUAAUUAUAGUAGUAGUAUUUGUUGUUGUUGCUUUAAUACUACCCCAAAUAUUUCCCCACAAUUUAAUAAUAUUCAUUCAUUUUUAAAUAAUAAAAAUUGUAAACACAAUAAUAUAAACAAAGAUUCUAUGACAAACUCUUAUGGGUUAAUCUUAAUAGAAGGGAAAUUAAUCUUUGUCAAAUUUUUAUAUAUUUGUAUUGAUAAAGAAAAAUUCUGGGAUGAAAGUUUUUUAUGUAGAAGGGAUAUAAAAACCGUGAUACAUGUAAAAGCACUAGAUGUGCUUUUUAUCUCCAAAAAUAAAUUAAAAAAUAAAGAAAAGAACGAAAAGAACGAAAAAGAUAACAAUUUAAACAACAUAAUAAAUCAAAAUAUAUGUAAUAAUCAUAAGAACGAUAUCUAUUUUGAUUUAGAACAAAAUCUUUGUACAAAUAAUAAAUCUUCACAAGAAUUUUCAUCAAGUAAUACUUCCAACAUAGAUAAUACAUUUUUAUCAGAUGAUACUAUAUUUUGUGAACAAAAAAAUAAUUUAUUGAAGGAUUCAAAAUUAACACAUCAACAAACAUAUGGCAUAAAUACAAAUUUACAAAACAACAAAAAUCAUUUUGAAGAAAAAAUUAUUAUGUAUAAUAACACACGCAAAAAAAAUGAUCAUUAUGUAAAUGACGAUAUAAUUAAUUUAUGGAAAUGUAAACAAGAAAAAGAACUAUCCAAUAAUUUUAUCUAUAAUAACAAAAAUAAUUAUAUAGGAAUUCUUAUGGAACAAAAUUCGAAUCAGGAAAUUUUCUUUAAAAAUAAUUCUAAAUUUAUUAUAGAAAAAAAUUAUAUUGAUCAAAAUAAUGAACAUAUGGAUAAUAUGAAAACAUAUCAAAAUGAUCCAACAGAUAUGGAAAAAAAGAAAUAUAAUGACGAAAAUAUCUUUUCAAUAAAUCCAUGUAACUUUGUAACUAGGAUUAAUGUUAAGACUAUUUAUUUAUCAGGAAAACAUAUACAUGAUGAUUUAAAAGGAACAUUAUUACAAAAAAUAGAUAUAAAAAAAGAAUUUAAAAAUGAUGAUGAAAUGAAUACAUUCUUACAAAAUCAAAAAGAUAUAUAUGAUGAAGAAAUAUACUGCUUAAGAAUUAUUAGUAGAAAUGAAAUAAUGAGAUAUAAAGAAUUAAUAAAAAUUAUGAAAAAAUGUCCAUAUUAUUAUAAAAAUGCAAAAAAUAUAUUAAAUAAUUUAAAUAAUUUAAAUAAUUUUAAUACACCAUUACAACAAACAGUACGUUUAUGUAAUUUUUGUGGUAUAAAAGGAAUCUCUAAUAUCAACACAAAACAUUAUAAAAUGUCAUCAAUACAACAACAUGUAAAAAAUAAAUUUUAUACUUUUAUGUAUCAUAUAUUUUAUAAAUAUCAACCAAAGAAUCAAGGGGGAAAUAUACAUAAUAUACAUAAUAUACAUAAUAUUCAUAAUAAUAAUAAUAAUAAUAAUGAAGAUCAUUUAAUAUGUAACCAUUCAAGCAAAUUCAAACGUAUUAAUAAAGAAAAAAGAAAUAAAGAAUUGUCAACAAAUUAUGAGAACAAUAUAUUUAAUCAUACAAUAGGUACAUCAAAGGAUAAUCAACAUAAUUGUUUGAGUGAUACGAAUUAUCGGGACAAUAAUUUAUCUGAUCAAUGUAAAAAUUAUUCCUUUCAUAAUAUAUACAAUUGUGGUGAGGAUCAUGAAAACAAAUCAGAAUUAAAAAAUAAUCGAGAGGAUAAAAAUGAUCAUGAUAUGUAUAAUAUUGUUGAAGAGAUAAAACAUACACAACGUAAUAAUCAAUAUAAUUAUAAGCAUAUAAAAGUGGAUAAUGAUUAUGAUAAUAUAAUUCAUAUGGAUAAAGAAAAAAACAUCGAAAAAAAAAUAUAUAUCAAAAGUAAUUACACAAAAAAUAAUUCUGAACAACAUGUAAACAAAAUGGAAAAUUUUAAUGACAAAAAAUGUGAAAGCCAAAAGAAUAUAAUUAAUAAUAUUAAUAAUAAUAUAAAAAGUGAAUUAUUACAUCAAAAUGAGAUCAACAAAGAUUGUAUAAAUAAUAAUAGUAUAUUUCCUAUUAAGGAUAAACAAAUUAUAAAUAAUAGUAAAGUAAUAAAAAAUAAUAUUUUGUCAGAAUAUUAUAAAAUAAAAAAAAGACAAAAAUCUAUUGAUAAAAUAUCCAAAUUAUAUAAGGAUGAAAUUAAAAAAAAAAAAAAUAAUGAUUUUAUCCCUCAUAACAAAAAAAUCAUGAGAAUUAAUAAUACAAUUAAUUGUUUAGUUGGACAAAGGACCCAAACAAAUUUUCUAUUUUUAAAAAAAAAUCAUUUAAAUACAACAACAGAAAAUAUAACAACCAAAAUUGUAACAGGUGCACAAAAUAAUAAUUUAAAUAAUGUAAGUGUUAAAAAAAACAAUUCAGGACAGAUGGAACAAAAUAAUAUUAAUGAUAUAUCAUAUGUUCCUACAUUUAGGAAGUUCCAGGAAAGGAAAAAAUAA
Molecule: messenger RNA, 12915 nt
Organism: Plasmodium reichenowi
Lineage: Eukaryota; Apicomplexa; Aconoidasida; Haemosporida; Plasmodiidae
Product: erythrocyte membrane-associated antigen
Exons: 1
Coding region: 1-12915 (4304 amino acids)
Source: RefSeq, a predicted model, not a curated record